UUUCCCCAAAGGGCUUCCAGCCCAGGACACCUGGCCGAACCAGGCUGGGGACCUGGGCCCUGGGCCAGGUGACCAGAGGCGGGGCUCCUGCCUGAGGACUCCAGCUUCUCUUCUCCAGGUGCCGUCUGAUGGGGAGAUGGCUGAUGCCCAGAACAUUUCACUGGACAGCCCAGCGAGUGUGGGGGCUGUGGCGGUCCCUGUGGUCUUUGCCCUCAUCUUCCUGCUGGGCACAGUGGGCAAUGGGCUGGUGCUGGCGGUGCUGCUUCAGCCUGGCCCAAGUGCCUGGCAGGAGCCGGGCAGCACCACGGAUCUGUUCAUCCUCAACCUGGCAGUGGCCGACCUCUGCUUCAUCCUGUGCUGCGUGCCCUUCCAGGCUGCCAUCUACACGCUGGACGCCUGGCUCUUCGGAGCCCUGGUCUGCAAAGCCGUGCACCUACUCAUCUACCUCACCAUGUACGCCAGCAGCUUCACGCUGGCCGCCGUCUCGGUGGACAGGUACCUGGCCAUGCCGCUGGGCCAGGGGCCGGCAUAG
Chinchilla lanigera (long-tailed chinchilla) is the source of this 532-nucleotide messenger RNA. RefSeq names its product galanin receptor 3 (gene Galr3). The coding region runs from base 137 to 532 and encodes 131 amino acids. Gene Ontology annotation, molecular function: galanin receptor activity. Lineage: Eukaryota; Metazoa; Chordata; Mammalia; Rodentia; Chinchillidae. The record is from RefSeq and is a predicted model, not a curated record. Gene Ontology annotation, biological process: neuropeptide signaling pathway; adenylate cyclase-modulating G protein-coupled receptor signaling pathway. The transcript is spliced from 3 exons. Gene Ontology annotation, cellular component: membrane.